CACGAGCUGCACGCACUCAGACGUGCACAUCAAACAGUGAACAACAGCGCCGCAAACGCAGCAGCAAAGGCACGUGUGGUUUUUUUUUUGCACCAGAUUCCAAAAUUUUCGGUUUAUUUUUUACCACCACCACAUCGUUUCUGGUUACUUCCCCAGCUAAUGGGGAAGCAGCAGCUGGUGUCACCACUCGUCAACGCGGUACCAAACGUCCUCACUCAACAACGAAUACAUCCCAGGAACAUGGCCAGACCAAGUCCGACCCUACCCUGA
This is a messenger RNA of Anisakis simplex (herring worm), 270 nucleotides long. The record is from the annotation of a GenBank genome assembly. Lineage: Eukaryota; Metazoa; Nematoda; Chromadorea; Rhabditida; Anisakidae.